Messenger RNA from Nicotiana tabacum (common tobacco), 921 nucleotides. RefSeq names its product ubiquitin-like-conjugating enzyme ATG10. Gene Ontology annotation, biological process: protein modification by small protein conjugation; autophagy of mitochondrion; protein lipidation. The record is from RefSeq and is a predicted model, not a curated record. Gene Ontology annotation, molecular function: Atg12 conjugating enzyme activity. NCBI's taxonomy places the organism in Eukaryota, Viridiplantae, Streptophyta, Magnoliopsida, Solanales, Solanaceae. Gene Ontology annotation, cellular component: cytosol.
UCCAUUUGGGCAGAAAUGUCAUCAGAUAAGGCCAUAAUUAACAUCUCCACUUGGGAUGGCACCAUUACAUCUACUGAUUUUUACGUUGCUGCUUCUAAUUUUGCUGAGCAAUGGAACAAUUUAGAUCUAGGGUUUCCUCACUGGUCAUGGAUCAACUGUCCAAAGGGACCACUGUUUGCUGCUAGCAAGGUAGAAGGAUAUUUAUCAUUGGAGAAUAUGGUUCUUCCAGGAUCCACUGAGGAAGAUCGAAAUCAUUGUGGUCUUGCUGGAAUAGAAGAUUUGAGUUGCGCUAAUGAAGAUGUAUAUACGGAUACUGCUAUAUUGGUUCAAAAGCACAGCCAAGAAAGACAUCACUAUGACUUCCAUGUCGUCUACAGUUCCUCUUUCAGGGUUCCCGUGCUAUAUUUCCGUGCAUACUGCAGUGAUGGAGAACCCUUGGCAAUAGAAGACCUGGAAAAAGAGUUUCCUGCCUAUACUACACAAGAAUUAGCAAUAUCUAAAUGGACCUUUAUAACUCAGGAGGAGCACCCCUACCUGAAUCGGCCAUGGUACACGUUACAUCCUUGUGGAACUGGUGACUGGAUGAAGCUACUUUUCAGUAAUGAACCUUCAGUGGUGUCUCAAGGUGGAGUUGCAGUUGAGAAAUAUCUGAUCCCAUGGUUUUCAGUUAUAUGUCCGAUCUUUGGUCUUAAAAUCCCCUUAAAAUUGUUUGUAAAUGCGUCUAACAAGUCUGAAAAUGUUUCUUAUGUAACAUAGAUUUAGUGUUAUCUUCUCAACGUAAAUGUUCUUCUGAACACAGCAGCAAAAAUGAAUCCAUCUGCCAAAAUGCAAAAUAUAAGCUAUUAUGUAGUGUUUAUUAAUUAUUAUCUUAUGUCUUAUGUUAGGAACUAUUGGUUCUUUACAUAAAUGCAACCUUUAACA